AUGUAUCCCGGCGGGUGGAUUAAGCGCGUUCGGAAAGCUUAUUAUCAAAGGAGUGCUUUAGUUGAGACGCUGCCGAGGGGGAAGAAUCUCGGGGCUUUGUAUAUCAUAUAUGUCAACAUACAUCAUGUGCAUGAGUCUCAUCUCCUCGAAUAUUGGCGGCUUCACCAAAAAGGCCACGACUGGGGUAAUGAUGUUCAUGUCCUACAGCAUCGGCCACAUCGUGGCUCCCCAGUCUUUAGACACAAGGAAGCACCACGGUAUCGAACGGGGUUCCGUGCCUUCUAUAUUAGUGUGGCGCUGAUGAUUGUGAUUGAGGUGUCGAUGGUAGUCUAUCUUUGGAGAAGGAAUGUGAAGAAGGAAAAAGAAGCCGCUAAUACCAGCAGCAUGGACAAUGAUGAGGGUGUCUCUAUGACGUACUUUCAGGACUUUACUGAUAAGGAGCAUCCGAAGUUUCGAUAUGUUGUUUAA
This is a messenger RNA of Aspergillus steynii IBT 23096, 468 nucleotides long. RefSeq lists its product as uncharacterized. Lineage: Eukaryota; Fungi; Ascomycota; Eurotiomycetes; Eurotiales; Aspergillaceae. The record is from RefSeq and is a predicted model, not a curated record. The transcript has 7 exons. The coding region runs from base 1 to 468 and encodes 155 amino acids.